This is a messenger RNA of Dendrobium catenatum, 1676 nucleotides long. RefSeq names its product cytochrome B5-like protein. The coding region runs from base 206 to 556 and encodes 116 amino acids. The transcript has 7 exons. Gene Ontology annotation, molecular function: heme binding. The record is from RefSeq and is a predicted model, not a curated record. NCBI's taxonomy places the organism in Eukaryota, Viridiplantae, Streptophyta, Magnoliopsida, Asparagales, Orchidaceae. Gene Ontology annotation, cellular component: membrane; intracellular membrane-bounded organelle.
CUGAAUCGCUCGAUCAAGCGACCUUCGGCGGGCACCCUAGCUCGUCGGCCCAGCUUCCAUUCUACUGAAAUCAGCAGCCAGAGAUCGAACAUAUGAAAUCCGUUCAUUGACAUGUAUUUUAGUCGACGCUGCUACUUGUUGAAGCCGGAUUACAUUGUGAACAGGUUGCCAUUGCCAGGAAGCUCACCGCUGGAGCUCACUUGAAAUGGAGAUGAUUGCUGUGGCGUUGCUUUUAGCUGCUCUCCUGGGAGCUCUAUUUCUAUAUCCAAGAUCUGCAGGAAAAGGUAAAACCGAAGGGGAUCUCCAGACUAUCGCUAAGAAAUUGAAAACUUAUACUAAGGAGGAAGUUUCUCUUCAUAAUAAGAGGGAUGACUGCUGGAUUAUUGUCAAAGACAAGGUGUAUAAUGUAACUCCAUAUGUGGAAGAACAUCCAGGCGGGGAUGCCAUUUUGAAUCAUGCUGGAGGCGAUUCAACUGAGGGCUUUUUUGGCCCACAACAUGCAACUCGUGUUUUUGACAUGGUUGAUGAGUUCUAUAUUGGGGAUGUGAAGCUUUGAGGAGAUUGUAAGAAUAAGAGAUUCUUUUUUGGGUGGUUUCCUUAAAUGGCUCUUGGAACUGUAGCAUCAACAUUUUGAGGAACAAUAGCAAUUGGUUGCUUGCGGGGCUAUUGCAAUUAGUAGUUUGUAGGAUUGUAGCAAUCAAUGGUAUUGCGAAAAUGAAGAACCUAACCUUUCCACUACGACACUUUUCUAGCGAAGGAGUGACCUUCCUGCUAUGAGGGUCCGACGACUCUUUUCUUCAACCCAACAUUACAAUGCACAUGAUAUAUGCCUAUGUGCUGGAAUUCAUGAAACUUGAUGUAUUUAAUCAUAUUCUAACAGAUUAUGAAAAUUAACUAUAUUUGGGGUUUUUUUUUAUAAUAAAUAGGAUCCAUGACAUAUAUAAAAUUCAUUGAGGAAUGAAAAAAAUUUAUACUUUUUCUCAUUUUUGACAACUACUUUUUGUGGUGAAUUUAGACGAAUUCAUCAAUUGGAAGAUUAGAUGCAGAUGAAUUCAUCAUUUGAAUAUAAAAAGUUGAAUGAAUUCUUGAAUUCCAAAGAGGUACCAUAAUAUCACAUCGUUAAAUUUGUGGUAAUCAAGCUAAAGAAAAAUACAUCUCCAUGGUGGGAGAGUUUAGAGCGAACACCGCAAUGAGAAGGAGAAGAGUCAUGAUCACCCCUUGGACCAAGAUGCAGAAGGAAAUGCAGCGAAAAUUCUUAUCAUAACAACUAUUGACAAGACAUGUUUAUGUGACAACAUAAUUUACGAAGACAAGAACUCUCUGUUCAGAGCUUUGUCAUGGAAUUCAAGUAGUUGGGUUUGAAAUGCAACUUGAUUGAGCCGGAGUGGAAUACAAUUCCUCAAUUUUUUCGGCUUCCUCUAUUGCUAAUGUGGUUCAGUUACAACUCUAUUGGACACUUGUGGGUGUCAUCAAUCUGGCUCUCAAAGUGGAGAGACAGCAGCAACCUGGCAAAUAGCAGAAUUAGGUCGGGAAGGGAACCGAAAAUCCUAGGGGAAUUUGAUUCAAGAACACUAUCUCAGGUAGACAAACCGAAGGAUCAAUUCGUGAAGGUGCCCUAGGCCUGGUAGGACCAACAAUAACACUAAAUUUGCCUGUUCGAAAUGUUUUAAAUGCCA